Athene cunicularia (burrowing owl) is the source of this 9192-nucleotide messenger RNA. It is a transcript of the gene PSKH1, whose product is annotated as protein serine kinase H1. The transcript has 4 exons. Gene Ontology annotation, biological process: protein phosphorylation. Bases 539 to 1801 code for a protein of 420 amino acids. Gene Ontology annotation, molecular function: protein kinase activity; ATP binding. The record is from RefSeq and is a predicted model, not a curated record. Lineage: Eukaryota; Metazoa; Chordata; Aves; Strigiformes; Strigidae.
GGACGCCUACCGACACCGGCCCUGGGUCCCCUCCCUGGAAAGGGUGGGGGAAGAGCUGUCUAGUUCGGGCUGAGUUAUGAAAAACGAUCCGAGUUUUGAAAAUCCCGGUCGGUUCGACCAAUUCUGGUCUGCCACCGGCUCCAGCACGCUGCCUGCAGUGCUGCUGGAGCCCCAGCCCCGGGUUUCCCCUCAGAAAUCCACCGAAAGCUUCCGCUGCCAGCCACGUGACUGGUAAUACCAGAUUUAUGUCAGGCAGUAAGAGGCACAUUUGAGAUCUAUUAGUAAAACUAAAGAUUGGAUGUAGUAUAAACUUCUUCUGGAUGUCCCUCUAAAACAUUUAUAUAUCCACGUAAUUGUCCUGAUGGAAGACCAGCUGGGGUUCCCGUUCUGCUCUUUGUGCUGAAUAUUUGCUUGGAGAGGUGGUGAAUGAGUGAAGACAGGCUCGGUGAUGGUUCAAAUCUGGGAAUUGCCCUGGAUGUUGUUGCUGCUGAUGCUGCCCUGGGAAAAUGCCUUGAUAGGGAAUUAACACCAUUCAGUGAUGGGCUGUGGGACAAGCAAAGUGCUUCCCGAGCCCCCUAAAGAUGUGCAGCUAGACCUGGUUAAAAAAGUCGAACCUUACACAGGCCAUAAUGACAUAUACAAGCAUUUCAUCAAAGAUGACUGUGGGACUGUCAUCAAAACAGGCUCUCCCUCGCCUCCCCGUCACGCUAACCCCUAUCCCGGGAACCACCUGCCUGCCCACGUGGACCAGCCUGAGCCCCGCAAGAACAAAGUGGCUAAAUACCGUGCCAAAUUUGACCCCAGAGUGACAGCCAAGUAUGACAUUAAAGCCCUGAUCGGGAGAGGGAGCUUUAGCCGUGUUGUACGGGUGGAACACAAGGCUACCAAGCAGCCCUAUGCGAUCAAGAUGAUAGAGACCAAAUAUCGGGAGGGGAGGGAGGUGUGUGAGUCAGAGCUCAGUGUGCUACGACGGGUUCGGCACACCAAUAUCAUCCAGCUUAUUGAGGUGUUUGAGACCCAGGAUCGUGUGUACAUGGUGAUGGAACUGGCAACUGGAGGAGAACUGUUUGAUCGAAUCAUUGCUAAAGGUUCCUUUACCGAGAGAGAUGCUACGCGGGUGCUGCAGAUGGUGUUAGAUGGUGUGAAGUACUUGCAUACGCUGGGGAUCACGCACCGGGACUUAAAACCAGAGAAUCUGCUGUACUAUCAUCCAGGAACAGAUUCCAAAAUCAUGAUUACGGACUUUGGACUGGCAAGCGCUCGGAAGAAGGGAGACGACUGCCUGAUGAAAACCACGUGCGGGACCCCAGAGUACAUUGCUCCUGAGAUCCUGGUCAGGAAGCCCUACACGAACUCUGUGGACAUGUGGGCGCUGGGUGUGAUAUCAUACAUUCUCCUGAGUGGCACUAUGCCCUUUGAAGAUGACAACCGUACCCGCUUGUAUCGGCAGAUCCUGAAAGGGAAAUACAGUUACUCAGGCGAGCCCUGGCCCAGUGUGUCGAACCUGGCCAAGGAUUUCAUUGACCGUCUGCUGACAGUGGACCCCAGUGACAGGAUGACAGCCCUUCAGGCCUUGAAGCACCCGUGGGUGGUCAGCAUGGCAGCAUCUUCCUCCAUGAAGAACCUACACCGUUCCAUCUCCCAAAACCUUCUCAAGAGGGCGUCUUCCCGCUGCCAGAGCACCAAGUCCGCGCAGUCCACCCGCUCCAGCCGCUCCACCAAAUCCAACAAGUCGCGGCGGGUUCGGGAGCGGGAGCUGCGCGAGCUCAACCUGCGCUACCAGCAGCAGUACACUGGCUGAGCAGGGCUGGGACAUGCCAGGCGUCUUUCCAGAUGUCUGCUCUGCCUUGUAGGUGUGCAGCGCCCUUUGCCACACUCUCGCUCAGUGAGGAACAUCCAGGUACCUCCCUCCCUCCCUCCAGGUGUGUCCCCCGCCCAGCCCCAUGCGGAGCAGAGGUGAUCUCAUGGUGGCCAUCACACCCUGCCAGCUGUGCCGCGGGGUCUCACGCAGGAAAUGGGGGAGCCCUUGUGGGCUCAGAGCACAGCUCAGAGCCUCAAGUAAUACACAAAUUAAGGAGCCACAUGCGGAGAAGAGCUCUCUCUGUAGCCUGGGAGCUUGGUUGUUCAUAGUUAUUUAUUAAUUCCAGAGUGUUAAGUUUCUCUCACUUGCAUAUGAAAAAAAAAAAACAAACCACUUUAUGUGUAUGUACAAGCACGUAUGUGUGCACAUACACAUGUGAGUGUGUAUAUGUAUUUAAAAAUUAUAUAUUCACAAACUUUGAACUGGUUUAGUCAGACUCUGUGGUGCCUUUGCAGUGAAGCUGGUGAGUCACAUGCAAUUAGGAGUAGGAUAGCUCUGACUCACCGGCAUGCUGCCCACCAGCUCCUUGUCCCAGUACAGUGCCGAGGAGAUGCCAGACAGCAGUUUUCUGUGAUGACGGGGAAGCUGUGAGGUUUCCCCCAAGGGCUGCUAUCCACCUGAUGACGUCGAGGCUUUGCUCAAGCUGUGUGAGAGCUGCUGUGCAAAUUGGCAACGGGGCUGAAGUGCUGCGAGCUUGGAGCUGUAGUCCGGUUCCUUUGAUCUGAACUGGAUGGGUGCUGCUGGUGGAGGGGUGAGAAGAGGAUCAUUGUGCUGCAGGAAGUUCAUGGUACACAGAGGCAAGGCAGGGUUUUGGGGGUUCCUUGCUGUCCCCCUUGAAUUAUCCUUCUCCUAUUUAUGGCAAGACCAGUGCCUACCAUGCAGGAUUCAUUCUUGCUGUGACAUGGCCCUGUCAUGUCUGUGACCUGUUACACAUCUUGUGCCCUUCAGACUACUGUUACCAACCAUGUCACUUCACCAAAACUUCAGUGGUUCCAGGUAUUGCUCCCUGUCUGCAAAUUUUAUGGGGCUCCCUUGCUUUGCAUGCCUGUUCUGUCCCAGUCUUUCUGUCCCUGCUCUGGGACAGUGGUGUGGUGCUGGGAGCUGUUGGGAUGGCCACAGAUGGCUUCAUAGCAUCAGGGUAGGGGCUUGAGUAGUGGAGAUCUAAUCCUGGAGCAUCAGCAGAGAUAAUACCCUGGAGACACUGCAGGAAAACCUUGGAGCUGUUAGGUGUGAUUUAAAUCCAACAGGAAGGAGCUGCCUUUCAGGUUUCCUUGUGGUGAUGCAGGGGCCUCUUGUGAAGGACCUCUCAGGGAAGGUGGGUGCUGUUGAGCUGAGCUUUUUGCAAGCCUGCUGAGAUAUCUUCCCAGCUACUCAGAGCAGCAGAGUGGGGCUGUUGGCACAGUCUCGGGGUGGAUUUGCCUUCUUGUAAUAGCAGAGACAACAUCUGCAGUGAAGGGGAAUGCUGGGUUUUGAAGCUUUUGGUACAGAGCCAUACAGUUUGCUUCAUGCUGUGCACUUGAAGUGCUUGCUUGGUUCUGGACUGGAGAUGCAGGCUAUGCAAGCUCAAGGGGCUUGUGAGCAUGGCCCUUCCACCCAGGACUGAUGUCUGCGACACUGUUUUAGUGUCAGCAAGGUUUUAACUGGUCAGUCACAUCCCCAGGGAGCUCUGACUUUACUGGCCUCAGUGCUUCUUUGUCAGCAAACAGCAAAGCUGCUUAGCUUCAGUGGGUGAAGACUAAGUUUUCUGUUCUAAGAAAAAAAAAAAAAAGGCAUUUUUAGGGAUACACUUCCCACCCUGAAGCUGGGUUAGGUCAUAACCACUGUGAGCGCAGCCUUGUGCGUCUAAGCAUGCAAUGGGGAAUACAGCAGAGAAAACCUGAGGACAGCCAGUAUGUGUAUCAGGGGUGAAUUCUAAAUCCUUUGCAUAGUUUUGCAUAUUAUUUUGAAAACUCUGCAUCCUUGCGGGCUGCCCUUUCUCCAAGUGGCCAUCCUACCAUAUCACAUGCAGUCUUUCUUCCAUCAGCAUUAAUGGAAACCACAAAAUUACCAAAAAUUUUUUUUCAACUCUGUAGACUGUAAAAACAAAAGUUUCUUCAGCUUCUUUUACCUUCUUAUGUAGUUUUCCUGGUUCAUUACCAUAAACUAUAAACUAGAUGUGAUUUCUGACAAAACAGGUAGCUUGCCACAUUUUGCUUCAUAAACAAUUCAGUGCCUGUCAUAUUACUGCCAACAGCUCUCCAAAAGCAGCAACCACUCUAAGACAAGUAUAAACUGGAAAAUUGUUCUUGCCCUGUAUGUUAAGAGAUGGCUGGAUGCUCUCUCAGAGGGCUUCUGUUUUUUUUUAACUGUUACUCGUUAGUCUUCUAUGUGUUUGGAGCAUCAUACCCAGCCACUGUGAUCUCUUUUCCUCCCUGGGUGCUUUUAUGGCCCUCCCCAGAUUAUCUUGUAUGUUUAUCCUUAAAAUAGGUAUUUGGCCUAUGUGAGGAGGUCAAACUGAUGAACUGAGCCAAGACCUCUAGAGCUUGAGAGCCUUUCCUUUAACCACUAGACCAUCAAAACGCACAGGCGUUGUGCAGGUGCCUACCUGUGCUGUUCCUUCAUGCCUUCUCUUGUGGGGUGGGGCAUAGAUGAAGGUGGAAAGGAGAUCAGGAUGUUUAGCUCUGGUCUGACCAGGCUUGUUUCUCCACCUUCACAAAGCAGAACAAAAGUCUUCUCAUCUGUGACAAUUUUUGUUUCAUUCCUAUUUUCAGCAAUUGGCUUUUCACCAGGGAAAGUUCAGAGCAAUGUCAUUUGUGGUGAGUUUGGGCUGGAAUAUGUUCUGGGAAGCGAGAUGUUGCUAUAUAGAUUCCUGACAGCGUCAGUUUUCUGUGAUGAUACUCUGUGACUGGGAGGUGAAUUGCCAGGAAGGAUAGCUGCAGCCUGCCUCUUUGGGCUAUGGAGAUGUUUGUGGUCCUCAGGCAUCCUGCUCCUAGGGAAUUGUAUCAAAGACGACCUUUGGCUUUUCUAGAAAAAUAACUCUUAAUUCUCCUUACAAAUGCAAUGGUUUUUUGUUUGCAUGAAAAGUCAACGUAAACAUGGGGAAAAUCUUUAUAGGCUUUCCUUUCAUCAUUUGAUUAUAACACUCUUGGCUCAAUCCCUCUUCUUUUUAUAAAUUCACUAUUUGCAGGAACCCUUAUACCCAGACAAUAACAUGUGUGGGCAGAGGGGAGACUAGCAGAGCUCUGUCCAAGUGUCCCUUGGAGUCCUCUGUGAUCUUUCUGUCUUCACUCUGUCUGGAAAACUGUGAUGGUCCAAACACUAUGUUGCAAGGUCCAGCUUAAGAGCAAUUCCUUGGGAGCUUUUAUCCUUACAAUUGUUGCACACUUUCAGCUGGGUCUGGUGGGGAGGACAGGCGAAGUGCUGUAAUUUUGAGCCAUAGUUCAGGUACCUUCAAUCUGUCCUCUAGGAAAUUCUUCACUGUGAAUUAUCUCAAUCGUCUGUCUUCAUAUAUAUUCUAUAGGAGCACCUCAAUGCUCAGUUUAUCUUAAGUCUCAGGAGUUUAAACUUUUCAGGAGUGCCUUGUUUGGGGAUUUUAGAAGCUGAAAUCUCUGAAAUGUUUUUCUGCCCUUCUGUUUAUUUUUUUAUAACUCCUUCUUUGGCUCUUAAUGAUGGUUCUUUAUUUGGAUCGCAGGGUUUUUUGAACGAGUUCCUCUGGUACUGAACUAGCCAGGAGAACACAGAUAACAAAUGCAUGUUCCAGACCAUUGCUGAGUUGCAGUCUUUAUAUUAGCUGGAGUGCAAAUCUCAGAGUGCUUUUGUCUUCUGUACCUUUGUUCGUGCAAUGAAAAUGAAGUUGGAAUGACACCUAGUGGCAAGCCGUAAUGUGUCCUUGUCUAAGUACAGAGCUCUUCUAGUUAUGUUCCCAGUGUUUCUGGGUGAGAUGCUCUUCAAAGAGGAAUCUGGGUUUAGUGUGCUGAGUCUUGAACCACAUCUGCAGUCCUGGAUGUUCAGCCCUCUCAGCGUGGCACCAUUUUCUCCUGUGCUGAUCCUGAAGAACAGCAUUUUAGUCCACACAGGGAUGAGCGUGAGUCUGUGUGCACUCGCUGGAAGGGAUGCUGAAUGAUGGGGAAAAGAUGUGCAGUCAACCCCCAGUGUCUCAAGGAGAGCACCCUGCCUUGGGGAGACAUCUUAGUGGACACUAGGAGAAAGCGAAGCCUAAAGAUGCUGAGGUGAGAAUCAGCAGGUUUGAGACUUUCUUCCAUCAUGAGACACGAUGGAGCAGCUCAGGGUGUUGCUUUGCAGUGUUUCAGAGAAAUGCAGUUUGGAGGAGUAAAGGGAAUUAUGGUUGAUUGUCUUUUGGAACUUAGCAGUACUGUGUAAAACAAUCCCAUUGUUUUGUCCCGGGAGUUUGGCUGCUCUCUUGGGGGAAAGAAUUAUGCCUACAAAGAACAUGGCCUGUUGAUUCCUUGAUUAUUAUUUUUUUGAGGGUUAUUGGAAAUUAAUGUGAAAAGGUCUUCCAGAAAUAAGGUUAGGUGGUCUGCAGACUUGCAUCCAGAUUUUUGAGUACAUAAUGUAUUUUUCUAUGCAUUUUGCUAAAACAGCAAUUACUUGUCCAUGUUUGAUCUUCUUGUAAUCCUUCUCGAGCUUCCUAAAAACUACCAUGUCAACCCAGUGGCGGUAGAAAUCCCCCUUCCUUCAAUCCAGAAGUCUGUGCUGUUGAACACUGAGAUUGUGAUAGCAUCCAGAUGUUCCUGCCAGUUCCUGGGCUGUGUUGUUCUUGGAAACACACAACUGUGCGUGAGGGACAGCUUUGUAGCCUCCUGAGGAGUGUAAGCCCAGACAAAAGGGCUCUGACCUGCUGGUUUCAGUAGUGUGGAAACCAGCUGCAGUGCAAGGCCUGCAUUGCAUAUUUGUUUUGGAAAUGAUAAACCCUCAAACUCUUAACUCCUUUGGGAUUUGUAUAUUUUCUUUUUAUAGGUCAGAUCUUUUCUGCUCUGGUAAUGUACAUUCUUUCUUAUACCCUGCUCCAUUUCUCAAUCCCGCUUUCUACCCAGGUGUUUGGCUGAAGUACUAAUAUAAUCAACUUUUAUAUAAUGCACAAACUGGAAUAGGAAUUGUGAUUAAUUCAGCUACUGGGCAGCAACUCUGGAUUUGGCUCUGAGGAGCCGUAGUGAGUCUUGGAGCAAAGCAAAAGCAUCUGCACAGUGCCUGGCUUGUGGGAGAAGGCUCCCUUUGAGGACCCUGCAGUGCAGGCUCAGCUCAAGGUGAUCUGGUGCAACAUAGGACAACUAGUAUGUGGCUGUUACAGGCCUCUUAUUAGACUGCAUGGGGCCAUAUUCCUAUUCUAAGUGAUGAUACUAAAGAUCUGGAGGGUUUGAGGUGGGGUAGAUUAAAAUCUCAAUUGUGUGAUUUAAUUAGGUUUUUCAAAUGAUGCAGAGCAACACAGAGAUUAGCUGGGGGGGGAGGGGGGAGGGAUAUCACACCCUCUGGAGGAGUUGCAAACUGUUCCCUGGUAGCACUGUAUUCCAGAUGAGCCCUUGGAUUUGCGGGGGGGGGUGGGGUGGGGUGGUUGUGUCCCAGCCUCUCACCUCCUCAGCUUUGUCCUGGAAGAUACCACAAAGUGCCUGUACCGCUCGGUGCCGGAUACCCAGCCCCAAGUUGCCUACGCCACUCUUGGGAGGGUUUUGGUGCUUUUUUUGACCACUCGGGCUCCUCUUUCCACCUGGGUUAAGAACGCAGCCCUUGGGUGCUUGAGAGGCAGGUGCCUGCACAUCAGCUGUGCCUUACUGUUCAGUAAAUUUGCCAAAAAAAAUGUGAAGCAGCGGGGAUUGUGUGGUGGCAACAGCAUCAUGGAGUUUGGUACCUUCCACCCUCAGUGUCCCUGCUGUGGAGGAUCAUGAGAGGCUGCUGCCUGCCCGAUGAUAGUUUUUUCCUUCUGCUGUUCCCCCCCAGCCUCCCUGCACCAUAAUACUGUAGAUCUCUCGUGUGAGAUGGGCAAGCUACUCGCUGCUGUUGGAAAUCACGUUGCACUGUGUGUGUGUGCCGAGCCUGGAGGAGCUCCACAGCCCCAAUGAGGUGCGUUAAAAACGAGCAGUUCCUGCGAGGGCACCCAGAUGCUGUGAGUUUUCCUGUUGCCUGUCACUACGGAAAGACACCUCCCGGGAAGCUCUUGGGACUGAAGGUCUUCCGGCACUUGCUGUUAUUUUUGGUUGCCAAAUUUCCGGUGCUGGGUUGAAACAGUUUGAAAGUAACUCCAGUUGCAUCCCAUUAGUCUCCUAACAGGGCUGUUUUGAGAAGCAUCCAGUUCUGUGACUCACCUUUGGAGUCCUGUCUUUACACUAAGGACUGUCUUGAAGGAUGAAGUCUGAACCAUUGUAAUUAGUCUGUAACAUUACAGUUAGAGUGUACAGAACUAUUUAUUUUGUGUACUCAGUCUGCUAAACAUGUAAAUGUGUACCCAUCGCUCUGCUGUCUUUACUUCUGGCUCCUGGAUCUGCACAUGGGUUGACUGCUGAAGGGCUCUGCUUUCUGUUCUGUGAGCAAUGGUCAGUGAAUGCAUCAAUAGACAGGAGCUGCUCACCCCUCUAACGUGCUCUUGGAGCACAGCAAGAAGGUACCAAAGUGCCUGUAAGAGUUUGCUGGUUGCUUGAAUGCAGCUGCCAGGCCAGGAGCUGCCUGAGGGAGACCUUGUGCAGGGCUGGGGUGUCCACAGGGAUGCUCUGGGUGAGCCAGGCCCUCAGCCUCUCGCUGGAAGGCAGGGUUUGGAGGCUGAACAGGCGCUUUGGGACAUUUUGUUCACUUUUUUUUUGGCUGCAAAGUGGCAGACAGGGCCAGAGAAAUACCCUCGUUUGCCCACAGCAACUCAUUACCUCUCUGGUUUCACUCUGAGCAGCUUUUAUGGGUGAAUGGGAGGACCUCUAAUAGCAAAUGAAAAAUGCACACCCCUUGUGAACCAUGUCCUCCUGGAAGGGAGGUGAUUUUUCAGGGGCAAGAAACUGCAUCCCAGUGGUGACGGGGAUCAGUGACCUCAACAACACAGAGCAAGUGACCCAUAGUGCUGCAGUUGAUCAGUUUGAAGCUCCAUGUGGCCACCAGUUCCUUCCACCCAUCUGGCCCACCCCAUAUCUACCAUGUUCAACUCUCUUUAAGGUCAUUUAGCAGCUAACUAAAGCCAAAACUGGGAGUCUGCUGUUUUCAUGUGACGGGUCUUAUUUCAGGUCCACACUCUAAAUGUCAUGGCAGACCGGUGUGUUACCGAGCACAGCUGCUGCUGCCAGCCUUGGGGGAGAUUUGCAAGGAGCCCGGCCCCUGUGCCCUUCUCCCCUGUGUCCCAGGAGAGGCUUUCCAAGGCA